GCGGCCGGGCGCCGGCUCAGUCUCGGCUGCUCGCCGCUGUCGCUCCGGGGCCGCGGGAUGACGCCUCCUCCGCCCGGACGGGCCGCCCCCAGCGCUCCGCGAGCCCGCGUCGCCAGCCCGCCGGCCCCGGGCGGGCUCCCGCUGCGGCUGCUGCUGCUGCUCUGGGCGGCCGCCGCCUCCGCCCAAGGCCACCCGAGGAGCGGACCCCGCAUCGCCGCCGUCUGGAGAGGCCGGACGGGACAGGACAGAGUGGACUUCGGCCAGGCUGAGCCGCACACGGUGCUCUUCCAUGAGCCGGGCAGCUCCUCAGUAUGGGUGGGCGGACGCGGCAAAGUCUACCGCUUCGACUUCCGGGAGGGCAAGGACGCCUCCGUGCACACGGUGAACAUCAGCUCCUCAAGGACGUCCUGUCUGGACAAGUGGGACUGCGAGAACUACAUCACGCUGCUGGAGCGGCGAGGAGAGGCGCUGUUGGUGUGCGGCACCAACGCCCGGCGCCCCAGCUGCUGGAACCUGGUGAACAGUUCAGUGGUGCCGCUCGGCGAGAUGAGAGGCUACGCCCCCUUCAGUCCCGAUGAGAACUCCCUGGUUCUGUUUGAAGGGGACGAGGUGUACUCCACAAUCCGGAAGCAGGAAUACAACGGGAAGAUCCCGCGGUUCCGCCGCAUCCGGGGGGAGAGCGAGCUGUACACCAGCGACACCGUCAUGCAGAACCCGCAGUUCAUCAAAGCCACCGUCGUGCACCAGGACCAGGCCUACGACGACAAGAUCUACUACUUCUUCCGGGAGGACAACCCCGACAAGAACCCCGAGGCCCCGCUCAACGUGUCCCGCGUGGCCCAGCUGUGCAGGGGCGACCAGGGCGGCGAGAGCUCGCUGUCCGUCUCCAAGUGGAACACCUUCCUGAAGGCCAUGCUGGUGUGCAGCGACGCCGCCACCAACAAGAACUUCAACCGGCUGCAGGACGUCUUCCUGCUGCCCGACCCCAGCGGCCAGUGGAGGGACACCAGGGUCUACGGGGUUUUCUCCAACCCCUGGAACUACUCGGCCGUCUGCGUGUACUCCCUCGGUGACAUCGACAGGGUCUUCCGCACCUCAUCGCUCAAGGGCUACCACGGGAACCUCCCCAGCCCUCGGCCAGGCAAGUGCCUCCCGAACCAGCAGCCGAUCCCCACGGAGACCUUCCAGGUGGCUGACAGUCACCCCGAGGUGGCGCAGAGGGUGGAGCCCAUAGGGCCUCUGAAGACGCCGCUCUUCCACUCCAAGUACCACUACCAGAAGGUGGUCGUGCACCGCAUGCAGGCCAGCCACGGGGAGACCUUCCACGUGCUGUACCUGACCACAGACAAGGGCACCAUCCACAAGGUGGUGGAGUCGGGGGAGGGGGCCCACAGCCUCGUCUUCAACAUCAUGGAGAUCCAGCCCUUCCGCCGAGCGGCCGCCAUCCAGACCCUGUCGCUGGACCCUGACCGGCGGAAGCUGUACGUGACGUCCCAGUGGGAGGUGAGCCAGGUGCCGCUGGACCUGUGUGAGGCCUACGGCGGGGGCUGCCACGGCUGCCUCAUGUCCCGAGACCCCUACUGCGGCUGGGACCAGGGCCGCUGCGUCUCCAUCUACAGCUCCCAGCGGGCAGUGCUGCAGUCCAUCAACCCCGCUGAGCCGCACAAGGAGUGUCCCAACCCCAAGCCAGAUGAGGCCCCGCUGCAGAAGGUGUCCCUGGCCCGGAACUCCCGCUACUACCUGAGUUGCCCCAUGGAGUCCCGCCACGCCACCUACUCGUGGCGCCACGAGGAGAGCGUGGAGCAGAGCUGCGAGCCGGGCCACCAGAGCCCCAGCUGCAUCCUGUUUAUCGAGAACCUCACGGCCCGCCAGUACGGCCACUACCGCUGCGAGGCCCAGGAGGGCUCCUACCUGCGCGAAGCCCAGCACUGGGAGCUGCUGCCCGAGGACCGCGCCCUGGCCGAGCACCUGAUGGGCAGCGCCUGCGCCCUGGCCGCCUCCCUCUGGCUGGGGGUCCUGCCCACGCUGGCGCUCGGCCUGCUGGUCCACUAGGGACCCCCAACCCACCCCCCUCCCCGGGGGCUGCCCACGCCCCAGGCUUCCGACGCCCCAGGGCUUCUCCAAAAGUCUCCUCCUCAGAGCCGGCUGGCCCGGGAGCCCCUCCUCUGCUGCUGCCUCCCCGGGUCAGAGGAGCCCCCGGGGGACGUCCAGCCCAGCCGCGGGCGGCUGCGGGGCCCCGGGAGGGGCAGUGACAGACCGAGAGGCCGCAGCACCGGGGAUGUCCCAGGACUUAGACUUUCCAAAAGCUCCUGCUUGGACUUAGGGCAGCGAUGCCCACCCGCAGGGGUCAGGAGAGGGCAGCUGGGCCUCGGGGCUGAGGUCCGUCCGGGGCCUUGUGGCCCCCCUUUCUCCACUGCCUGCUUCCCCUGGGCGGCCGGCAUCCUGCAGACCAGGCCCCCUCGCGCGGCCCUGGGUCCCGCCGGACGGCCGCCUUGCAUGUUUAUGGAGGAUGUUUGCUUUCCGGGCAGAAGGACGGAAAAAGCUCUAUUUUUAUGUUAGACUUAUUUCAUGUAUAGCUACUUCCGACUGCAUCCGUAUGAAAAUACCAAAAGCCCUUGCUGGGGGCGGGGUGGGGGGUGGCGGGGAGGGGACUGGGGGAGAGGGUGGUCCCUGUCCGAGGCUCCCAGGGGGGCGGGGGUGGGGUGGGAUGAGGGUCCGGAGACCGGGGUAAGUUCGGGAAGGGUGGCAGGAGCUGGCCCUGGCCUGGGAGCUCGGUCCCAGGGGACAUUGUCCAGGCCCCCCCCCUCCAGGGGAGGGGGUGGUUGUGGGCAGGGUCGGGUGCGGGAGACAGGCGAGAAGGAAGCCCUGGGUGCACCGUUGGUGUUGCGGAACGGAGCCAAGUCCUCAGGGGGAGGUUCCAGGACUCAGCCCCUUGGCGUUGGGGGUCGGGGAGGCAGGGGGCGCCUCCUCCCUGCCCCUCGGCCCCCUUCCCUGGGGGCUGUGCUUCCAUGCUCCUAGCCUCCCACCUUCAGCUCAGGACUCGUCAUAACUUAAGCUAAACUGUGAAAAAUUCCGUGGGGACGGCCCUGCCCCCAACCCCGGCCGUGGAUUUUGUCCCGAGAGCUGGGCCCCUUCUCCGGCUGGGUCUGGCUGCUUGGGGCUGGGCCCGGGGCCCCUGCAUCUCUUCUCAAUGCACUUUAAUAAUAAUGUAACAUAUUACUAAUAAACGAGCUAUUUAUUUA
Oryctolagus cuniculus (rabbit) is the source of this 3242-nucleotide messenger RNA. RefSeq names its product semaphorin 7A (JohnMiltonHagen blood group) (gene SEMA7A). Gene Ontology annotation, molecular function: semaphorin receptor binding; chemorepellent activity; integrin binding. Gene Ontology annotation, cellular component: plasma membrane; external side of plasma membrane. Gene Ontology annotation, biological process: positive regulation of cell migration; axon guidance; neural crest cell migration. NCBI's taxonomy places the organism in Eukaryota, Metazoa, Chordata, Mammalia, Lagomorpha, Leporidae. The record is from RefSeq and is a predicted model, not a curated record.